Molecule: messenger RNA, 2446 nt
Organism: Colletotrichum acutatum
Lineage: Eukaryota; Fungi; Ascomycota; Sordariomycetes; Glomerellales; Glomerellaceae
Exons: 1
Coding region: 459-2153 (564 amino acids)
Source: RefSeq, a predicted model, not a curated record
GGCAAGGGCUUUUCCCAUGAUAUUUCUCCAGUGACCUCACCUGCCUUUCACAAAGAUGACUUAUUUCACCUUCCUCCACUUGUCUACCUGGUAAAUAUCUCAGCCUUCCCGAAACAACAACCUUUUCACUCUCGUUGCCUCUCUACCCUCCCGAAUUUCCUUGCUUUUUUUUUCCUUUUUUUUCUUACCCACUGCGUCUCAUUACCUUCCAUUUUUCUCACACCACUUGCCGCCGUUCAGACCUGCUCGGUUCUUGUCAAAACCUCAUCUCACCAUUCCUGACCAUACCUUCCCCUGAGGUAUUUUCCCUCGGAUCUCAUCGCGCCAGACCACACAAAUUUUCCCUUUGUCCCUUUCAGACCUUACUUGCCUCUCUUCAGCACAUGAGAAGGACCAUUCCAGGUAAAUCAUACUGAAAACCCUUUCCCCCUUUUGCGGACGACUAACAUGUACAUAGAAUGUCUUCACCUCCAGACUUUAGAAGGUGGCCCCGGGCCGUCAGGAUGAAGAGGUGGCUAGACUGGGCAAAGUCCCAGAAACUGCCCGCGUUCAGAAACUACCCGGACAAGGCUGCAAGAGUUGACAAAGAACUCAGGUCAGUUUUCUGGGACUUCGACUUGACGGGCCUUCCUCAGCUUGCGGACCAAGAGUGCUGGCAGCGUAUAUACUCUGCACUCCAGUUUCCUGUACCUAACCCCAACGAGCACUACUACAUCACGGCACUCAACGUUGUCGACUGCGAAGUGUCCCGGAUCCUCAACAAUGGAAGCAUGCAUCAGACGCUCGUCGACUUGGCGAGAGAGGCCGGCUUUGACGCGCGCAAAUGCUGCGACCCGUCGCUCUCGAAGGAGCAACGACAAUACAAGCCUCCGAAAGGACCUGAGCAGGUAAACAGUGCUAACGCACUUGACUUGGAGGCAUUCUCUCUCGAGGGGAUGGACAUGAGUGGGCCGCUUAACUACGCAGCUAUCGCGGGGCUCUUCCUUCAGCCAAAGACCAUCAAGGCGAAUAACGAGGCAGCAGCUGCUGCUCGUGAUACUCCAGCCAGCGCUGUCCCGCCCUCGACGGGAAAUGAAGGCGGCUCACAUCGAUGUGCGAGCCCAUCCUCUUUUGUAGGCUCCAGAACUGAGCCAAAGACAUUGGCACAGAUUGCCACGGUGGACGAGAACAGUUGCUUGAAACCGAGCAGGCGGCCUUCGUCGAUUCAAGAGCCAGGCGUUGCUGGAAGACUGUCUUCCGAGGGAACAAUUAGGAACAUCACAGAUCAAACGGCACAGCCGAUGUCCAACGACACAGAUUCGAAGACUACCUUCAACGGAUUUGUCAUUCCAAAGAGACAGCGCGGUGGCAGCGUCCAGCAAGAUAGAGGCAUAGCCGCUGCGAGGCCAGAGUCGAGAUCAGCAACGAGCACAGCCUCGGGAGGAGGGUGUGGUUCCCGACCCGCGCUUCCGAAGCAGCCUCCUGCUGGGCUUCCCUUACACACUCAACGAACUUCGGAACAACAAAGUCGACGAGAAUCGAGUGGUUCCUUGAGCGGCGCUCUACCCCAGCAUGGCGCAUUGGUCAGAAGACCGAGCGGAACUAAAGGGUCCGGACUGUUGACGCCGUCGACCCCACUGCCACAAGCCCCCUCUGGCAAUACUCAGCAACACGGCAGUCUGGUAGUCAAGACAGAGUCUCAAGAGCAAAGUGCUUCACUGGCAGAACACAAGACGGCUAGUCAACCCGUUGGGGUCUCUACCCAGGGAAGCGCCACCCAGGGGCAAGCCAUCACAGCUGCGAUGACGAAGAAGCUGGAGGCGACUAUCGACCAGCAUCUCUUGAUAGCGAUCCGAGGAGUCUACCGCAGCGUUCCAAAAUUGAUGGAGGGAAAGAUACGAGGAUGGCUUGACGGCCAAGAGUACCGUUCCAUGGGAUUUGCUGUUCUCCGGGACGUUGAAAGCGAGACGACGAAGACGGUCAGAGAGUCUCUCAUAACCAAGAUGAAGGCCAUGGAGCAAAUCGUCAAGGGCUCCGAUAACCCGUAUCACGCGGAGUCAGUCCGGGAUACCAAGCGCAAGGCUGACGAGAAGGAUGCGGAAGGAGGUGAUGAGAGUCAACAGGCUGCGAAGCGGCAGCGGGGCGACGGUGUUGGCAGUGGUUGUACCACAUGAACGCACCGGCAGACCGACCGUUCAGAUGUUGACGGUGGAUAACUGGGAGGUGGUAUUUUCGAUACCUAUGGUUGAGUAUGGUCUAAGCUUGACCAUGGAUGAAGAAGGAUACCCUGUUGGGAAUUGUUUUAUCUGGCGUUCGUAUCGGUUGGAUUUGCUUUUUUGAGGAUUACUCAUACCCUUUGACGUAUCUUACGAAGAAACGAGAGACGAGUCGAUAGCAUAAAUGAUUAGCUUACCAGAAAUACUGGUCGGAAGGGUUGAGUGAAGGUUUAACCCAACAAGUGCCAACA